AUGAACAAUGAAGUCAUGUCCGGAAUGAAUAGAAUGAAUAUGAAUGGCAAUGGUGGUAAAGUUGUGUUUAGAAAGACAACUAUCUUUCAACUUAUCACUGGUACAUAAUAACUUGUAUACAGUGUAUUAUUUUGUCCAGGUAAUUGUCAUGCUAAUUCUUUCAUUAUGAAUUUGUUUAGAAAUGGCUUUGAAGAAUCAUAAAGGAACAGAGAGUGAGGUGGUUCAGAUUUGUUCCAGACUGCUGAAAUAUGCACCAGACAGAAAAGGUGGCGGAGGGUGCAAAGAAAACUCUGCAUGA
Messenger RNA from Paramuricea clavata, 298 nucleotides. The record is from the annotation of a GenBank genome assembly. Lineage: Eukaryota; Metazoa; Cnidaria; Anthozoa; Malacalcyonacea; Plexauridae.